AGAUCACAAAAUAGACUUUGCUUCUCACCUCUCUCUCUCUGCAGAACAAUGAGACCAACACCCUAUCCUCCAGACCCUUCCAGCCCACCACCCUGCAUCACUUCUCAAUGGUACAAAAAUGCUUUCACAUCCCUCUCAUGAAGAUCAGCAUACACUACAUGAUGGGGUUGGGGUUAUUCAUAUAAAAGCCAACAAAGAAAACCAAAAUUUAGAAACAAAGAAAGACACCUACUAGGAUCAAGGUGUUGUGGUCUAAGGAAAAGGAUAAGUGAAACAAAUAUGGAGUCUGGUGUUCCUCUUUGUGACUCUUGUGGUGAGCAAGUGGGGGUCAGUGCCAAUGGGGAGGUGGCUGUGGCUUGCCAAAAGUGCAAUUUCUCCAUUUGCAAGGCUUGUGCUGAUUAUGAGAUCAAGGAAGGCCGGAAAGCAUGCUUGCGGUGUGGUGCUCCAUAUGAUGACAACUCGGUGGAUGAUGCUGAACUGAAUGUAUCAGGAAACCAAUCCACAAUGGCAGCUCACCUUAGUAAUUCUCAGGAUGUUGGAAUUCAUGCUAGACAUGAGAGUAGUGUGUCUACAGCUGAUGGUGAAGAACUAAAUGGUGAAUCCGGGAAUCCUAUCUGGAAGAACAGAUUGGAGAGUUGGAAGGAUAAGAAAGACAAGAAGAAAAAGGCUCCAACUAAGACUGAGAUUGAGACUCAAAAGGAGGACCAAGUUCCACCUGAGCAGCAGAUGGAUGAGAACCAGUCCACUGAGGCUGCACAGCCACUUUCAAGUGUUAUUCCAAUUCCAUCCAACAUACUCACACCAUACAGAUGCAUUAUAAUUUUGCGACUCAUAAUUUUGGCUCUCUUUUUCCAUUACCGUAUAACAAAUCCUGUUGAUAAUGCUUUUGGUCUGUGGCUCACUUCUGUGAUAUGUGAGAUCUGGUUUGCUGUUUCUUGGAUAUUGGAUCAGUUCCCUAAAUGGUCUCCAAUCAAUAGGAUCACAUACAUCGACGAGCUGUCUGCAAGGUAUGAAAGAGAGGGUGAACCAUCUGAGCUUGCUGCUGUGGAUUUCUUUGUGAGUACAGUUGACCCAAUGAAAGAGCCACCACUGAUCACUGCGAAUACCGUGCUUUCCAUCCUUGCCGUGGACUACCCUGUCGAUAAAGUCUCAUGCUAUUUGUCUGAUGAUGGAGCUGCCAUGCUCACAUUUGAAUCUCUUUUUGAAACAGCUGAAUUUGCAAGGAAGUGGGUACCAUUUUGCAAAAAAUUUGCUAUUGAACCACGAGCACCUGAGUUUUACUUCACACAGAAGUUUGACUACUUGAAGGAUAAAGUGCAACCUUCUUUUGUGAAAGAACGUAGAGCAAUGAAGAGAGAUUAUGAAGAGUUUAAAGUGCGAAUUAAUGCUUUAGUAGCAAAGGCUCAGAAAACACCUGAAGAAGGCUGGACUAUGAAAGAUGGAACACCUUGGCCGGGAAAUGACACCCUUGACCACCCAGGCAUGAUUCAGGUUUUCCUUGGACAUAGUGGUGCCCAUGACGUAGAGGGAAAUGAACUUCCUCCACUGGUAUAUGUCUCCAGAGGGAAGAGACCUGGCUACCGACACCACAAGAAAGCUGGUGCUAAAAAUGCUCUGGUUAGAGUGUCUGCAGUUCUCACAAAUGCUCCCUACAUCCUCAACCUUGACUGUGAUCACUACGUUAAUAAUAGCAAGGCAGUUCGUGAGGCCAUGUGUUUCUUGAUGGACCCACAAGUUGGUCGAGAUGUAUGCUAUGUUCAGUUUCCUCAGAGGUUUGAUGGCAUUGAUCACAGUGACCGAUAUGCUAAUCGCAACACAGUUUUCUUUGAUAUUAACAUGAAAGGAUUAGAUGGCAUUCAAGGACCAGUUUAUGUGGGAACAGGCUGUGUUUUCAAUAGGCAAGCACUCUACGGCUAUGGGCCUCUUUCUUCGCCCAGCUUACCUAAGGCUUCCUCCUCAUCCAGGUCAUGGUGUGGAUGCUGCCCCUCCAAGAAGCCCUCCAAAGAUCCCUCAGAAGUACACCGAGAUGCAAAACGUGAUGAGCUCGAUGCUGCCAUCUUUAACCUCAGGGAGAUUGAUAAUUAUGAUGCGAAUGAAAGGUCAAUGCUGAUCUCCCAGAUGAGCUUUGAGAGAACUUUUGGCAUGUCUUCCGUAUUUAUCGAGUCCACACUAAUGGAAAAUGGAGGAGUGCCUGAAUCUGUCAAGCCAUCAACAUUGAUCAAGGAAGCAAUUCAUGUCAUUACCUGUGGCUAUGAAGAGAAAACUGCAUGGGGCAAAGAGAUUGGUUGGAUAUAUGGUUCGGUCACUGAGGAUAUUUUAACGGGUUUCAAGUUGCAUUGCCGAGGAUGGAGAUCAAUUUACUGCAUGCCCUUAAGGCCUGCAUUCAAAGGGUCAGCACCCAUCAACCUAUCUGAUCGACUGCACCAAGUUCUCCGGUGGGCACUUGGAUCUGUGGAGAUUUUCCUUAGUAGACACUGUCCCCUAUGGUACGGAUUUGCAGGAGGCCGCCUCAAAUGGCUUCAAAGACUGGCUUAUAUAAACACCAUUGUUUAUCCAUUUACAUCCCUCCCUCUCAUUGCUUAUUGCACAAUCCCAGCGAUCUGCCUUCUCACAGGAAAAUUUAUCAUACCAACGCUUUCCAACAUUGCUAGCGUACUGUUUCUUGGGCUUUUCUCCACCAUCAUUGUGACCGAUCUACUCGAGCUGUGGUGGAGUGGUGUUCACAUUGUAGACUGGUGGCGUAAUGAGCAGUUCUGGGUUAUCGCAGGCGUUUCAGCCCAUCUAUUUGCUCUCUUCCAAGGAUUCAUGAAGAUGGCAGCUGGCAUCGAUACCAACUUCACCGUCACUACAAAGUCAGGCGAUGAUUCAAAGUUUGGCGGGCUUUAUGUUGUCAAGUGGACAACACUUUUGAUCCCUCCAACAACACUCAUCAUCAUCAACCUGGUGGGCGUAGUUGCCGGAUUUUCUGACGCACUUAAUAAAGGAUAUGGAGCAUGGGGAGCACUCUUUGGCAAGGUGUUCUAUGCCUUCUGGGUGAUUGUUCAUCUCUACCCCUUCCUUAAGGGUCUCAUGGGUCGCCAAAACCGGACACCAACAAUUGUUGUUCUGUGGGCUGUGCUGUUGGCCUCUGUCUUCUCUCUUCUUUGGGUGAAGGUAAAUCCCUUUGUGAGCAACGUUGAUAGUUCAACUGUUCCCAAAAGCACCUGCAUCCCCAUAGAUUGUUAUCCAGAAUUUUCCAACCAUACAGCCUAAAAGUUGGUGUUUGAGGCAUAUUGGAGUAAGUUUUGGACAAUAUGUAUCAAUCUUUCUGCUGAUAAUCCGUUUGUAAAGACAUUUGUUCGGAGAAAUAUCUAAGUUAUUAAACGGGGGUUGCUAUUUUCUUGCAUAAUUUGAAAUUACACAGAGAAUGAUUAUAUGGCAGGAAAGAACUUGUCCGUUUUCUGUU
Messenger RNA from Corylus avellana, 3445 nucleotides. Its product is annotated as cellulose synthase A catalytic subunit 8 [UDP-forming]. Gene Ontology annotation, biological process: cellulose biosynthetic process. Gene Ontology annotation, molecular function: cellulose synthase (UDP-forming) activity. The record is from RefSeq and is a predicted model, not a curated record. NCBI's taxonomy places the organism in Eukaryota, Viridiplantae, Streptophyta, Magnoliopsida, Fagales, Betulaceae. Gene Ontology annotation, cellular component: membrane.